GCUCCAUGGAUGCUCUGUGCCGUAGAAGUCUUAAUCGUGCUGCUUAUCUACUUCAUGGCCACGUCGAGGUCCCUGGUCAUACACCACCACCGCUUCUCUUUUACCCGGAGCUUGGAGGACAUCGUUGGGCUGUCUUGUACCCGCGCUGCAGUACUGAGCCUGGCCUAUGCUGUCGGGCAGCGCUCCGUGCACAGGCCGUAUCUGUAUGCCGCAUACCUGUUGGCGAUUGCAUGCAUCCCCUACAUCGCCAUGAAAACCAUGUUAUUCCGCUACGGGUCGGACAAAGUAGCGGCGGCUGCUAUCCUGGUGAUUACGGGGCUGAGCAGCGCGUGCCAUGUCUUGGCAGCCAGACGCACUGUGGACUGGGCUCGGCGGCGCUACCAGAUGGGUCUAGCGGGCUUUGGCAUGCCAUGGGAGGAGGGCGAGGACGCGUGGCUUGCAAUGCGGCGACCCGACUUGGAGGACCUGACUAAGACCAGCGAUGGCGGCGGCCCCGACGCAUCAGACGACGUCCCGGCGGAGAUGCUCGCCGAUGACGAUUCCAAGUUUUUGGAAUUGGAGCCGGGGCUCAAGGUGCAUUACAAGGAGGUGGCGCCACCAUCCACGGCAGCCACCAUCGCGGCUUCACCCUUCGGUGGGCCGGAUGGCGCCACAACGGGCAUUGUGCUCGUGCAUGGCUUUGGUGGUGGCGUAUUCUCCUGGCGCCAUAUCAUGGAGGCACUGGCAAUGCAAUGCCAUUGCAGGGUGAUUGCGUUUGACCGCCCGGCUUUCGGCCUGACAUCGCGGCCAAAGGCCACCGAGCAGAACAACCCUUACACGGUUUCAUCGCAGUCGCAGCUGCUGUUGCAGCUCUGCAGUGCCUUGCGGCUACGGCAGGUGGUACUGAUGGCUCAUGCGGACGGGUGCCUCGUGACACUCCGGGCGGCAGCCACAUCCGCCAGCUUCUAUCAACAACGGGGCAUGUACCUGCACCCACAGCAGCUCAUGGCACCGCAGCUUCCGGCGUAUGAAAUACCUCAUUACAUGACCUCGACCUUCUCCGUGGCACUUAAGGCCCCGGAGCGGGCCCGGACGGCGCCGUCGUCCUCCUCCUCGGACGACUCGCCGAAGCUCAUGCCAGAGGCGCCCGGCUCACCCCCUCCUGAGCAGCUCCUGUCGUCCUGUCACCAUGCGCAGCUGCUGCCGGCAGGUUCUGGUCAGGUUAGCCUUUUGCCCCAGGCGCUGUCCUCUGGGGGUGGAGGCGGUGGGGGCGCCCUGUCAGCGGCCGCCUUCGCAGCCGCUGGGAGCGGGGAUUUGGUCCUUCCGGCACCCGGGGUCCCCUCGCACCAAGUGUCGUCCGCGUCGAGCGGCCCUGUCAUCCUGGUGGCGGAGCCGGAGGUUUGCAGGAGCGUGGUCGCGGCUGAGGAGGUGGCGCGUGCGGGAGGCUCCGCCCAUCAGGGCGGAAUGGCGCAGGUCAGUGCCGGGGCCCGUGGGCGCCGGGAAUGGCCCAUGCCGCGGGUGCUAGGGCUGGUGCUGCUACACCCCAACCUCAGUGGCGUCAUGGGCCCGACCUUCUUCCGCAUCCUAGCGCGCUCCAAGCUAGGCAGGUCCAUCCUGAGGCCACUGCUGCGUAGUGAGGUGGGCGAGGUGGCCAACCGCCGCGCCUGGCACAACACCGACAAGCUCACUAGCGAGGUGCUGGAGCUUUACAAGACGCCCCUGCGGGUGGAGGGCUGGGACGCAGCACUAAUCGAGACGACUAGACAGCGACGGGAGUCCUGUCAGGGCGACCUGCCCUCUUACUGCAGCAGCGUUGAGUCCAUCCCGACGCUGAUAGCAACAGGUGAGCACGACCGCAUUGUGCCGCCCAGCAAGUCGGAGAGUCUGGGGACAGAGCUGCCUCACGCCCAUCUAGCAGUGCUCCACGACUGCGGCCACCUGUCUCACGAGGAGGCCCCCACUGCGUUGCUUGAGCACCUGGUGCCCUUCUGCGGCGAGGUUCUCUGCCACUCGUACACGUACGCGGCAGGCGGCAGGCCUCAUAUGACGUGGGCGCCGUACGUUGCCGUCUGCUUGGCGCCUGGCACCUCGCUACUUCGUGCUUGUUGA
Molecule: messenger RNA, 2088 nt
Organism: Volvox carteri f. nagariensis
Lineage: Eukaryota; Viridiplantae; Chlorophyta; Chlorophyceae; Chlamydomonadales; Volvocaceae
Exons: 10
Source: RefSeq, a predicted model, not a curated record